Pieris brassicae (large cabbage white) is the source of this 2313-nucleotide messenger RNA. RefSeq names its product nuclear transcription factor Y subunit alpha (gene Nf-YA). Gene Ontology annotation, molecular function: DNA-binding transcription factor activity, RNA polymerase II-specific; RNA polymerase II cis-regulatory region sequence-specific DNA binding. Gene Ontology annotation, cellular component: CCAAT-binding factor complex. The record is from RefSeq and is a predicted model, not a curated record. Lineage: Eukaryota; Metazoa; Arthropoda; Insecta; Lepidoptera; Pieridae. Gene Ontology annotation, biological process: regulation of transcription by RNA polymerase II. The coding region runs from base 469 to 1305 and encodes 278 amino acids. The transcript is spliced from 9 exons.
UUUAAGUGAUGUUGGGCCAAAUGAGAUUUUAACAUUGUAUAGUUUGAUUUUAUUGAACUAGUUGAAGAAUGUCGGAGAAACUUAUUUUUAAAGCAGCCAUUUUGAUUACGUUGCAGCAAAUACUAUUUGUUUCAUGCUACACAAUGACAUGGAAUAUUUUAGAUAAAAAACGAGUGAUACCUAUUUCUUGAUAUAAUCUUCAGGGAUCUUGUUCCAUAUUAUAGUGAGAGAGGAUUACUUUAAAAAAAUCUAUCAUAAUACAUUGCUGUAGAUACAUUCGUACGUAAAUAAAUUGUCAGUAUUGCGCCUGCCUUUACAAGCACUCUUGAUUAGUGCUAUUUAACUAUAAAAAUUGAAUAGUAAUAUAUUAAAACUUCAAGACAAGUUCUCAACAUUAAUAAAUACCUAGUUUGACUGUCUGUUGACUUCAGUCUAAGGCAUUAGGAUUAAUAACUUACAGAAAUCAAAAUGGAGCAUGCUCAAAUCCAGACAUCAGAUGGUACACAGGUGGUGACACUAAAUGGGCAGCAAUUACAGGUUUUGCAGAUGAGCAACAGCCCACAUGUUGUUCAAGGACCUAAUGGACAGCAGAUAAUGGUUCACUCUGUACCACCAAGUGGGCCAAUACAGGUGACUGCACCCAACAGUCAGCAAAUACAAGGUCUUCAAGUAGUACCACUGUCCAGUAUUCAAGGUGCAAAUAACAACAUACAGACAAUGCAGCUAGUGCAGACUCCAGAUGGUCAGACGUUUCUUUAUCAACCUACAUCCCAACAGAUUGACCAGCACCAAGUCAUACACCAACCUGUAUUAAAUUUCGGUAAUAUAGUGCAAGUAGCGAACGCAGUCCAACCACAACAGAUAGUUAACCAACCCAAUAUUGUUAUGAUGGUAAACGGCAACAGUAGCGGGACGACAUCUAGCGAAGGUGCGACGGCCACCAGUGCCAGCGCAGGCUCUGAUGAGGAACCACUUCUCUAUGUCAACGCUAGGCAAUAUAAACGGAUACUAAAACGCAGGGCUGCGAGGGCCAAACUGCAUGAACAAGGGCGUAUACCCAAAGAACGACCGAAAUACCUUCAUGAGUCUCGACACAGACAUGCAAUGAACAGGAUACGAGGGGAAGGUGGAAGGUUUAAUGCUGGCAGUAGAAGGAACAUGGAGACUCAAUCGGAUGACCCAGCGAGACAUGGCAUAGAUGAUGUCAAACCAGAUGUCUCCAUCACUAUCAUACAGAAUGAUGAAAUCGAAGAACAAUCGAACCAAUGGAGGAGGCUCGCACCACACCCUAUGCAGUCGGCAUAGCGACGAAUCAAGAAGCGAUGACGGGACACUUAGUGAAAUUAUUAAAGUGAUUGUGAUAUAGUGAAGUGUCAAAUGUAGGAUUGUGGUACAUGAGUGUUAAUAAGAGUAAUAGUUAUUUAAAUUUCGACCAUAAUGCAAAGAGUAUUGUCUUUUGUUUUCUUUCAUAAUGCAAAGGUCAUUAGAAAUAUUCAGUGAACUGACGAACUUUAUGAAAAAUUGAAACACCUUCAUAUGGACAGAUCUACAAAUCAUCACAAGUGUAAACUAGAAAGUAUAAUUUACUCCUUUACUCGAAAAAUAAUGUCAAUCUAUAUAAAUAUUAUACAGUGAAAAUCUGUUACAACGACAUUGAAGGGACUACUCAUAUUUGGUCAUAAAAAACCGAUGACGUUAUUAAGUACCACCUACAAUAUAAUUCAGCCGGGACCUUUGAUUUUGGUCAAUAUAACCGGUAUGUUGUUCUAAACAAUGUCGACGUGAACCAGUUUAACUGUUUAUCUAAUUAGUAUAAUAAUAUAUAAUUGGUAAAAGUUAAAGACAAGUUGUUGUCAUAGUUCUGUCUCAGAGCGAAGACAGAAAUUUAUUAACAAACUACAAUUAUUAGUAAACUGCCAAACAAAUUAGUGCUGGUGUAAUUUUAAGAAUUCUGUCAUGGCCCUAUUCUACAUCACAAUUUAUCUCAAAAAUAAUAUUUAGAAUAAAUUCAAUAAAAAGUUGGUCAGUCAUGAAUACAUUUAAGUUAGAUAUUGGAAUUUGCCUAAGGAAACGUUUUUUAUACUUGUAUUGUGUUAUUGUUAAUGUUGAUUCAGGGAUAAUGAAAAGCUUAUUUACCGGAUAACUUAAGUUUUAUUGCAAAAUCAUUUGAGUGUUAUAUCAUACAUUGUUAAAAUCAUCUAUAUUAUUUAGUUUUAAGUAGGUUAAGAUCUGGGCUAUCACAAUAUAGGUGUAAAUAUUUUUAUAAAUGUAAUUAAUAUAUUCACGAAAUAUCAGGGAAGUACAAAAUAUACA